Molecule: messenger RNA, 8250 nt
Organism: Stegostoma tigrinum
Lineage: Eukaryota; Metazoa; Chordata; Chondrichthyes; Orectolobiformes; Stegostomatidae
Product: chloride anion exchanger-like
Exons: 21
Coding region: 224-2488 (754 amino acids)
Biological process (GO): transmembrane transport
Cellular component (GO): membrane
Molecular function (GO): chloride transmembrane transporter activity; bicarbonate transmembrane transporter activity; secondary active sulfate transmembrane transporter activity
Source: RefSeq, a predicted model, not a curated record
AAAGGAUUUGUCUCUAAACACUAUAAAAGAGUCUGAUCAGUUUCACUGAACAAGACUGCAUCCUCCGCCGUACACCUUCAAAAUUUGACCUCACUUGUAUUCAUCAGAAUACCACAGCUGUUCUCUCAGCUGGUACCUUGCUUUUCAGUAAGUAAGCUGGAGGAGGUAAACGGGGCUCUUGUCCAGAUCAGAUUCUGUCACAGGUUACAGGCCACUGGGCAACAUGCUUUCUGGGAACCAGCAUUACAUUGUGGCUCGUCCAGCCUAUUCUGAAGUCAGCUUUAAAGAACACCACCAGCAAGUGGAGAGAUACCACAAGACAACCUGGGACAAUAUCAGGAUUUAUUUCAGAUGUUCAACUGCAAAGGCAAAGAAGGUUUUUUACACAUUCCUUCCCAUCGCAUCGUGGCUGCCAGGAUAUAAUGUGAAAGAAUGGCUUCCUAGUGAUCUUGUGUCUGGUGUUAGCACUGGACUUGUGAGUGUCUUACAAGGGCUGGCUUUUGCUCUGCUGGUGAAUGUCCCUGCUGGCUAUGGCCUAUAUUCAGCAUUCUUCCCUGUCUUGACAUACUGUAUUCUAGGAACAUCAAAGCAUUUAUCAGUCGGUCCCUUUCCAGUGUUGAGCUUGAUGGUGGGCACAGUGGUGAACAGACUGGUGGCUGAUGGUAAUACAGCAGUGAACAGUACUCUAUUCCCGGCUGAUAUGAGUCUAGAAGACCGACAGGUCUGGGUUGCUUCAUCUGUUACUCUGCUUGCUGGGAUUUUUCAGUUGGUUCUUGGAUUACUGCAAGUCGGUUUCAUUGUCAUUUACCUUUCGGAUCCAAUGAUCUCAGGCUUCACCACAGCUGCUGCCAUUCAUGUCCUCAUUUCUCAGCUCAAAUUUGUCCUGCAGCUAAAUGUUCCGGGGUUCAACGGACCACUUUCUGUGAUUUACACACUGGAGUACAUUAUCAAUCAUAUCACUGAAACAAACGUCCCAGAUGUCAUCAUUUCACUUAUCAUCAUGGUCGUUGUAUUUUUUGUGAAAGAAAUAAAUGAUCGAUUCAAGUCAAAAUUGCCCGUACCUAUUCCCAUUGAAGUUAUAAUGACAAUAAUCGCAACAGGGGUCUCGUAUGCAUUCAACUUCAAUGAGAAAUACAAUGUUGACAUUAUUGGAAACUUAACAAGCGGCUAUCAGAGUCCUCUCACUCCCAAUAUGGGUGUCUUACAACAGAGUGUUGGUGAUGCCUUCUCGAUUGCAAUUGUUGGUUUUGCUGUUGCAUUCUCUGUGGCCAAGGUCUAUGCCAUCAAACAUGAUUAUGUUCUUGAUGGGAACCAGGAAUUAGUGGCUUUUGGAAUCAGUAAUAUGUUUUGUGGAGCAUUUCGUGGUUUUGCAGGAAGCACAGCUCUGUCUCGAACUGCUGUUCAAGAAAGCACAGGAGGAAAGACACAGCUUGCUAGUCUGAUAUCUGCUGUGAUGGUGAUGAUUGUAACUCUGGCCAUUGGGUUUCUGCUUGCACCACUACCCAAGUCGGUUUUGGGAGCUCUUGUUAUCAUUAAUUUGAAAGGAAUGUUAAUGCAGUUCAGAGAAAUCAGGAUUCUAUGGAAGAAAGACAAGUUUGAUUGUCUGGUUUGGAUAAUGGCUUUCAUUGCUGCCGUUCUUCUUGGGCUUGACAUUGGCCUUGCAGCUGGUGUAGGAUUUGAGCUGCUGACUGUUGUGUUCAGAACACAAUUUCCAAUAUGUUCUGUGUUGGCAAAUAUUAGUGGAACGGAUAUCUACAAGAACAGGAAAGACUAUCUCAAUAUUUAUGAGCCUGAAGGAGUAAAGAUCUUUCGAUGCCCUUCACCAAUUUUCUUUGCAAAUGUCGACUUCCUUAGGAGCAAACUCGUUGAGGCUAUUGGGUUCAAUCCACUUCGAAUCCUUCGGAAGAGAAAUAAAGCUCUGCAGAAGAUCAAAAAAAUGCUGCAGAAAGGAGAGUUAGCCCUCACUUCAAAAGGCUACAUCCAAACUACAGAUAGAAGUAGGGACAGUGACUCAGAAGAUGAAGAUAACAACACGAUUGAAGAACUGGAUAAAGCGACAGAUAUGAGAGAAUUGCCAAUGCGGAUUGAUUGGAAGUCACCUCUUCCAGCUGGUCUUUGCGUUCCCAGUGUAGAAAUACAUAGCAUUGUCCUUGACUUUGCUGCAGUAUCUUUCUUGGAUGUGUCUGCUAUGAAAGGCUUGAAAUCGAUCUUGAAAGAGUUUGUCCGGAUUGAAAUUGACAUUUACAUCGCUGCUUGUGGUGAUUUAAUCCUGGAGAAAUUAAGCAGAUGUGGAUUUUUUGACGAUGAAAUCAGUCCAAAAAUAUUCUUCCUUACCAUCCACGAUGCAAUGCUUUGCAUAUUGGACAAACAUCAUCCCACUAAUUCUGUCAACAUCAUAUGUGACAAGGUAAACAACAUCAAGGAAACAAGUUCUGAAGGAGACUUAAAAAAGAGGAACUGUGGGGUGCAAUCGGAAUCCCAUUUCUGAGUGUUUGAAAAACAAGUAGAAAACUGAUGCAACAAGUAUGAGAAUCAGAGAAUUGUAAACUAACAAGAUUCAGCAAGGACUAUACCUGUAAUUUGAGAUUGAUUUAUGUGCAGAAUUUAUUCUGCAUAGACUGUCACUUGAUAAGAUUAUGGCUAAUCCAAUUGUUGUCACUUCUUUUCUGUCUGCCUGUAAACUCUCAACUUCCUUGGCAGCGAGGAUCUCUCUAGCUUAGCCUUAAAAAUAUUCAAUAACCCUGUCUCAACUGCUCUUUGGAGAAGAGACCUCUGAGAAAAAAACACUCAUCUCUGUCUGACAUGGGAGACUCCUUAAUUUUUGUACCAUGCCUCCUUGUUCUAGUUUCUGUUGCAAGGGGAAUCAUUCUUUGGUAUUCACCCUGUCAAAUCCCCUCAAGGGCUUUCAAUUACCUUGAAUAAGUUUCAAGAAGAUCACCUCUCAAUUUUCUGAACUCUAAUGAAUGUGGGUCCAAAAUGCACAAACUUUCCUAAUAGGACAUUAUCCUCAUUCCAGGAACCAGUUCAGAAAUCCUUCUCUAAACUGAUUCCAAUGCAAUUAUGUCCUAAAUUUAAAUGAGAAUAAAACUGUACAUGGUACUCUGGAUGUGAUCUUACCAAAACCCUGGGCAACUGCAGCAAAAUUUCUCUACUUUUAUAUGCAAUUCUCCUUGUUAUAAAUAAGGACAUCCUAUUUGCCUUCCUAGUCACUUACUGUACCUAAAAAUUAACUAUUUGUGAUUCUUAUUCUGGGACACCCGCAUCCCUUUGUAUGUUGGAGUCCUGUGAUCUCUCUCCACCUUAAUAAUAUGCUGUUUUUCUGUUCUUCCUGCCAAAGUAGACGAAUUCACAUUUUUCCAUAUUUUCUGCCAAAUUUUUGCUCACUCACUUUAUCCAUCCUUUUGUAGACUCCUUAUGUCCUCUUCCCAACUUACCUUCCUACCUUUGAGUCAUCAGCAAAUUUAGCAAUCAUAUAUUGUGCAGUUGUGGAAGCAAGGUCAUUGGGUUCAUUUAAGAGACUGCUGGACAUGCAUAUGGUCACAGAAAUUUGAGGGUGUAUACAUGAGGAUCAAUGGUCGGCACAACAUUGUGGGCUGAAGGGCCUGUUCUGUGCUGUACUGUUCUAUGUUCUAUGUUCUGCCCCUUCAUCCAAGUAACUGUUUUGCAAAUUGUUAAGGCCCCAGCUGUGAUCUUUACUGUACUCCACUCAUUACAUCCUGCCAACCUAUUUAUCCCUAUUUCUUAUUACCUAACCAACUCUUUAGACAAUCUGAUAUGUUGCAUCCUCCACCAUAAGCUAUUGUUUUGUGUGGUAACCUUUGAUGUAGCAUCACACGAAAUGGUUUUUGAAAUGCAGGUACAUCAUCUCUCCAGGUUCCCCUUUAUUCACAUUGCUUGUUACUUACCUUUCACAAAACCACGUUGCCUCUGCCUUGUUGAAUUAAGAUUUUAUAAAUGCCUUGUAAUAAUAUCUUUGAAUAAAAGACUCCUUCAUUUUCUAUAUACUAGAUAUUAAGCAAACUGACCUGUAAUUUCCUGCUUCCUAUCUCCUCCUUUUCUUGAUUACAGAAGUUACAUUUACAACUUUCCUGUCUGAUGAGAUCUUUGCAGAAUCCAGGGAAUGUUGGAAAAUUGAAACUAAAAGUGGGAAGAGUUGGGGAGACCUCAGCGUGUGGGUAUGUGGUUACGCAAGGAGGAGACCUGUAGGAGCAGGACCCAGGUUACAGAAAGAGCAAUGCUAUUAACAGCUUGGUUAGAACAGCAAUCGAUACCUCAAAGCUGGGAAUAAUAAAAUGUCAGCUUGAUGUAACCCAUUGCCCACUCUGGGGUCCUGGCCCUUAGAUUGAGAAGCCCUGGUAGAGGAUAAAGUCCAUCAGGACCCAGGGACCUGUCAGAUGUAGUUCUAGUAAUGUUCUCAGGCCUUUUAUCUAGUGAUCUUAAUUGUUUUAAAUUCCUCUCUCCCUUUCAUCUCCUGAUUCACAUUCAUUUCUAGGAUGUAGUUUAUGUUUUGCUCAGCUCAAACAGAUGUAACAUUUCUGUCAAACAAUGUAUCAUUACUCCAUUUUUCAGUCUUUGUUCCUGGGUUUCAUUCCUAGAGGGCUAACGUUUAUCAUUUUUUCUUCUUAAAAAAGAUAGUAAAACCUCUAUAGGUAUUUAUGUUUCUGUUGGCUUUUCUCAUAUUCUAAUUUGUUCUCCUUCCUUUUCUAUUAAAUUUUUUUUCACAGAUUUUACAUACAGUCCAAUCAUCUCACCUGCCACUAACUCUGAGGAAUUGGAUGCUUUUUAUUUCAAUUUAAUACCAUCUACAGCUUCCUUAGUUAGCCAUGAAUAAUGCAUCCUUCGCCUAGAAUCUCUCUCUCUCUCUCUCUCUCUCUUCUCUCUCUCUCUCUGGCAUUUAUCCGUGCUGACAAUUAAGAAAUACCUUCUUUUAAUAUUUCACACUGCUUCUCUGCUAAUCUGUUCCUGAAGCUAAUUUCUCAGUUCAUGCUCACCAGCUCUGCCUUCAUGCCCUUAUUUAAUUUUAAAACCACUGAUCCUAGACCCGCUCUUUUUUCCCCCUCAAACUGAAUGCAAAAUUCACUCAUGAUAACCAUUGCGACCUAAAGGCAUCUUUAUCAAGAGGACAUAAUUUAUUCUGUCCCAUUCAAUGUUAGCUAAUCUGGAAUUAACUGCUCUCAGGUUGGCUCUAGAACAUAUUGCCGUAUGAAUCUGAACUGAAAACACUAUGAAUUUAUCUUUCAGGCCACCUCUGCCAAUCUUAUUUGUCCAAGCUUUGAAUAGAUUAAAAUCAUCUACGGACUAUUGCUAUAUCUUUUUCAUAAUACCGCACUAUUUCUUCCCAUAUACCUCUUGCAACUGUGAGAUUACUGUUAGGAGAGCUAUAAAUUACUCAUACAAGCGACCUCUUACUUUGCCAUUCUCUUAUCUGUCACAAAACCAAUUUGUACACACUCACAUCACUAGAUCCUUGUGGCUGUACACACUCACUUCACUGAACCUUUGCUGUUUUUACACACUUAAUCCCAACCAAUCACUCCUUUUACACACUUACAGCAAAGACCUCUAGUGGAUUUACACUCUCACAAUCCUGAACUUUCAGUCUUUUGAUAACACGCACUGCCCUAUACCCUUGUUGCUUUCCUCCCUCCCACACACUAAAUAAAAUUCAUACUCUGGAUAUCCAUUAACUUAGAUAUAUAAACAAACAGUACUGAUGGCAGGCAUUUUUGUCAGCAAAAGCUGGUCAAUCAUCUUUCUUGUCCUUUGACUUCAUUGAUAUGACGUCCCAGUGGCUUGGUAUGAAACUCACAACGGAGAACUGUAGAAGGGCAAGGGUGAAAACUAAGUUAACAAAUUUGGCAGAGCUGUGAAACAAGGCUAGGUAACAAACACUGGUCUUCGAUUAAAGCCACAUCCUGAAACCAAAGAAUUAAGUUGUAAUUAUCUAAUGCUCUACUUUCAGUCAACUGUUUACUGAACAUAAUUUUUCAAUCUGAUGGUUGGAUGCUGCUUCCUAUGAUGGAGGCAGUCGUGGGUGAUGAUGACGUUGGCCCAGAAUAUUUCCCACUCUGGAAAGGUGAAGUGAGCAGCUGAAGUUGUGGGUGUAGCUGGAGUGAGUUGAAGGUCAGGAAGGCAUCACCAUCCUCAAUACUGCAUUAGGGAAAGCCUCAGAACCCAUACCCCUUCCUCUCACUUCUAACAUGAACCUGUCAGGUUUCUCUUCACAGAUGCUGCCAGACUUGAGGGGUUUCUCCAGCAAUUUCUGUUUUGUUUGUUCGAGAUUAGUCACAUUCUGCCAAUUAGCAACCAACUAAUUACUGAGGUAAUUUUGAAGAACAAUAAACACAGGAUCAAAUCCAACUUGCUCCAGAGGUGCGUCAUAACAUUUUGAGAAUAUCUGGUUGGGAGAAGGCAUCUUGUGGUGCAGUUGUGUCCUUCUCUCUGAAUUAGGAGGCCUGGAAUCAAGUGCCAAUUGCUGCACAGAUGCAUCUCUGAACAGGUUGACUUAAAAAAGUAUCUCGAAGAACAAUUUGAUUCCAAUUGAUCUAUGGGAUUAGUGAAAAGCUGCAAUAACAGGGGAAGCUUUAAGAUUAUUUGAUUCACCAAGGGCACAGAAGGGCUUGUUUCUGAAAAGUCUCUUAAACAUCCUAAGUUAUCACGAUGUCGUACGUUGGGCGGAUGUCUUAAUAGUGGCAUACUAUUCCAAUUGGUGGAACGGAAGUGUACAUCAUUAGUUUCCACUCAAACACACUUAAAGCUUAAACUGUCGGAGAGACGUGUGACCAGGAAGCGGGAGAGCUUUGACUGACAAGCUACUGAGAAGCGGACAGUGAGCAUCAAAUCACGAUUUUUCUGUGUUGUUGCCAUUCACAUUACACCUAUCGACAACGAGAGUGUAUUUAUUUCAAAUUUAAAUUUCAUCUGUCAAUAUUUUGUAUUAUAUCAAUUCAGCGUACAUCGUAAGUUACUUCCUGGGAUUAGCUUUGUUGGUGAGCCACGUGUACUGGCGUGUCUCUUGAAGACUUCAGGGCAGUGAGGUCGUUUCCCUUUUUGUGACAGAAACAAUGUUCUACUUUUGUUCCCUUUGGACCGAAUGCAAAUAUCCAAUGUUUAAUUCACCAUUCGGUAGGAUAAGGCUGAAUUUCCAGACUCAGCUUCCCUUCUACGCAUCGAAAAGGAUAUUGUUCAAGAUAAUUGAAAUGAAAACUCAAGUCCCUAUAAGGCCCGUCGAAGGUGCUGCCUUGAGAUGGACGCCCGUUUGGGCAAUACUUUGGGUGUCUCAUUUUCUUGCUUUGACUGACAGUCCCCAAAGCUGCACCCACACAGCCUCUCUUACUUCACAUCAUCACGCACCAGACCCCACUGUCUUUCCUCUCUCGCUUUCCUCAUCCAUGGAUCCAGACCCUGAACGUACAAAACGGCCCCGUAGCCUCACUGCGACUCCCCGUUUCCAGUCCCGAAAAUCCAUCCAGGCUGCCGUUCUUGCGCUGUAGACUCCGACAAGGAAAACCACUGACCGCGCAGAACUGCACAAAAUACCAACUUCAACCAAGCUUGAACCCAGUGCAACGAGAGUCUCCCGCGCGCCACUUUAUCUUGAAGAUUGGAAAAAUAAACACGCUAGUGAAUUUUCAUAGCAUGCAAACAUAUAUAACAAAUACAUAGCGCCAUAGGGCGGUAUGCAGUCCAAUACACCACAGUCACAUCGCUGACUUUAUCUCUGCAUCUCAUCCUGCUUUCGAGAAAUCGAAAGUUUGCAUCCUGUCUAACCCGGCCGCUCCACAAGUUUUGUUUCCUGCAUUUAAAGGAUGGAUAAAAUUUAACAUCACCACGGCCACUUUGCGGCAGCUAUGACAUUUGCAAGCUGAAUCCUGAGACAUUGCUAAACAUCUGGAUGAUAUGUUGAAUGGUGGCACGUUUUGAAUUUAAAAAUGCUCACACCAAUAAUUGGUGAAUGAAAUGAAACAACUGAUGAUGUGUUUAAUUGAGAAUCGCUAUAUUUUAAUGAAUGGGAAAUUAAUUUUUUUCUGAUUCUACUCGAUCGAAGCAAAAAUAGAGAUCGCGACAAAAAUAAUGAAAGAUAAUGUUUAUGUAGUUACUGCCACACGAACACUGAAAAAGCAACUCUCAUCACAAUGAUAUAUUGGAAUGAUCAAGCAUGCGAAUUGAACCAAUUAGAGAACAAGCUGUUUUAAGUCUAUAAUGCAAUGUGAAAGAGCAUUAAAGGAGAGUAACCAUAAUAUAAUAGAA